Messenger RNA from Pectinophora gossypiella (pink bollworm), 1393 nucleotides. RefSeq lists its product as uncharacterized. Bases 25 to 1296 code for a protein of 423 amino acids. The transcript is spliced from 2 exons. The record is from RefSeq and is a predicted model, not a curated record. NCBI's taxonomy places the organism in Eukaryota, Metazoa, Arthropoda, Insecta, Lepidoptera, Gelechiidae.
ACCACACACAGCACGAGCGCCGACAUGAGGCCCGCGGCAGUUUUAUUGACGCUGGUAGCGGCUAUAGCGGCAGAAGCGCCGUAUCACCUCCCGCGGCCGGCGCCACACGCGCCGCAGUUCCACUACCACCAGCACCACCCGGCGCCGCCGCCGCCACCACAACCCCGCCCGCCGCCACCGCCCCCGGCACCACAACCUAACUUUGGAUACCAGUACCAGCAACCGAGUGCCGGUCCCACUUUCGUGCAGCCCGCGCCUCAACCACAGCCUAACUACUACCAGCCACCACAACCCCAACCUCAACCUCAGCCGCAACCUCUCCCAGUGUACCAACCACAACCCCAACCCCAACCACAACCUCAACCUCAACCACAAUCUCCGGGCUAUAACUACCCUGCGCCUCAGCCACAGUACAUUCCCAGGCCCGCGCCACAACCCGCGCCUCAACCCGCACCGCAACCACCACCAGUGUACUACGCUCCACAACCACAGCCGGCUCCUCAGCCGCAACCUAUACCCCAGCCACAACCCGUGUACUACUCUCCACCCCAACCGGCACCUCAGCCGCAACCUGCGCCUCAACCGGCCCCGCAACCUAUUUACUACGCACCACCCCAGCCGGCUCCUCAGCCACAGCCGCAACCACAACCACAACCCCAGCCGCAACCACAACCGCAACUGCCUCCCAGCUCAUCUUAUGGAGUCCCCAUCCUGCCAGUAGCUCGCCCGGCGCCUGCUCCGCAGCCGCAGCCCCUGCCCCAGCCCCUGCCGCAGCCUCAACCGCAGCCACAGAUCUUGCCGCAGCCACUGCCGCAACAGAUCUACCAGCCUAGUCAAGGAUAUUCUUAUCCUCAACCUCAAACGCAGCCUCGAGCACAACCCCAACAGCAGCCUCAGCUGUCGAGCUACCAGGCCGAUUCCAACCAGUACAGCAGCGCAGCUCAGUCACAAACGCACAGUGAUGCACUCGACUCGACCACUCUUAACCACGUCCAGAAUAUUGUAAGGGAACACGAACACAGUUCGGCUAAGAGCGCGGGCUACCAGUCGCUGGUGUCAGGCGUAUCGCUAGAGGACGCGAGACCUAGUAUUGAGAUUUCGUCGUACGUCCAGAACUCUCCUGCGUCAAGCCAAACUUCAUCAUCAUCAUCAUCAUCAUCAGGGUCAUCAUCGACAGCUUUGUCGAACCCCUCGCAGGACUACGGUCUACCUAGCGCUAACAGUCAGUCAAGCUCUGACCUAUCUAGCAACUUCCUGCCACAGACGCAACCCGCCUCUUCUUAUGGCGCUCCCUAAACAAAAACAUUCAGGUGUGUUUUUGUGCUUUAAAUGAUAUGUAAAUAUAGUACAAGUUUUGCAAGUCGUUAAUAAUAAAUAAAUUAUACAUAAAAAU